This is a messenger RNA of Rhagoletis zephyria (snowberry fruit fly), 848 nucleotides long. It is a transcript of the gene Dci, whose product is annotated as Dodecenoyl-CoA delta-isomerase. Lineage: Eukaryota; Metazoa; Arthropoda; Insecta; Diptera; Tephritidae. The record is from RefSeq and is a predicted model, not a curated record.
CUUGGGUUCUUGAUUUAAAAUGCAAACUAAGAUGGUGCAGGACACAAUGGACUCCUAUCAAGGAUAUACUGAGAUUCGUGUAGAGAAGCGAGAGAAAAUUUUAUUGAUAACCUUUGACAAUCCAAAAAAGCGCAACAGCAUCAACAGAAAUGGAUACAAAGAACUUGGCAGAGUGCUGCGGGAAGUGGCCGACGACAAUGAAGUGACCAUAGUGGUUUUCACUGGGAAUGGAGAUUACUUUACAUCGGGAAACGACUUAACUCAAUCAGCAAAUUCUUCCUCGGACAUUGAGCUGUACAUCAAAGAAUCAAAUAAUAUAUUUAAAGGAAUGAUAAGGGCUUUAAUUGACUGUCCUAAACCAACAUUAUCGUUGGUAAAUGGACCAUGCAUUGGCGUUGGAGCAACGCUAACAGCAUUAUGCGACAUAGCGUGGUGUUCAUCAACGGCUUAUUUCCUAACGCCGUUUACUAAAUUGGGGAUUGUACCGGAAGGAUGUUCUUCGUAUUUGUUCGCAUUAAUACUUGGACGGUCAAAAGCGAGCGAGAUGCUGUUGAUGUCAGAAAAACUGACUGCUGAGGAAGCUUACCAUUAUAAUUUCGUAUCAAAAGUUUUCGAUUUGACUGAAUUGGAUACGGUUGUUUGGCCAAAGAUUAUUGAAUUCUCAGAAUUGCCUCCGGAUUCAUUAAGAGUUUCUAAAUCGCUUAUGCGGUUAAAUGAACGAGAUGUCUUGUAUCGUACAUUGGAUGCAGAAAAUGAAGAACUUUACAAACGAUUUUUCUCUGAAGAGUUUGCCAACGCUGUGAUAGCUUUUGCAACGCGGAAAAAGAGAUCCAAAUUGUGAAAUGUGG